GAGGCUGUGUUUCCCUGCGCGCGGAAGUUCAGAAGCUGAGCAUUUUUCUGUUAAUCCGGCCGGCUGAUAAAACUUCCUUGCUUUGAGACAUCUGCUGGCUAGAGGCUGUAGGAGAAGAACCUUGGGGAGCCCCUGAAGCCACACAAUGGAGACUGUGAACUUUGCAGAUGUGGUUGUGAACUUUACCAUGGAAGAGUGGGGUUUGCUGGAUCCUUCCCAAAAGAAGCUUUAUAGAGAUGUGAUGUGUGAAAACUUUAGGAACUUGGCUGUUAUAGGAAAAAAUUGGGAUGAGCAGCAAAUUGAACAUGAAUACAAAGAAUACAGGAGAAGCAUAAGGAGAGAAGAAAUAAAGAAAUGUUUACAAUAUAAAAUAUGGCAUUUGCAUGAAGAGAGACUUUGCACUCCAGAUACUAAUAAGAACAUGAAAUCAAUCAGAACAAAACCAAGUGAAUGGUAUACUUGCAGAAUGCCCUUCAUUGAUAAAAUAUUGCCCAGAGUUCACUUUGUAGCUAACACUGGACUCAAAUUGCAUCGGUAUCAGGGAUCUGAAGAUGGGAAAACCUGCACUGACCUGCACUGCUUUCACAAACAUGCAAACAGAAUUCCUGGAGAGAAAUCCUAUGCAUGUAACCAAAGUUUAAAAUGCUACUCUGAUUUUCCUGAAGGAAGCAGUACUGAAGAGAAAUCCUUUGUCUUUGAGAAAGAUAUGAAAGCCUUCAAUAUACCCAAAUAUGUUCGAAUAUGGGAAAGAAAUCAUACCAAAGUGAGCAAACAUUUAUAUGUACAAUAUGAGCAAAAUUUUAAUUCUCACCAUGAUGUUCAGAUACAUAAGAUAGCUAACAAUGUUGAAAAUCACUCUGUAAGUAAACAGUGUGUGGAAAUACUCAACAACAUUUCAUUUUGGGAAUACAAAAAAAUGCACAGUGUGAAGAAACUGUAUGUAUGUAAGCAGUGUAUGGAAAUUUUCUUCUCUAGCAGUGACUGUAAAAGACAUGAAAGAGAUCACACUGGAGAGAAACCAUAUGUAUGUACACAUUGUAGAAAAGCUUUUAGCACACACAGUCAUUGUAAAAGACAUGAAAGAACUCACACUGGAGAGAAACCAUAUGUAUGUACACAUUGUAGAAAAGCUUUUGGCACACACAGUCAUUGUAAAGCACAUGAAAGAACUCACACUGGAGAGAAACCAUAUGUAUGUACACAUUGUGGAAAAGCUUUUAGCAGAAACAGUUAUUGUAAAGCGCAUGAAAAAAUUCACAGUGGGGAGAAACCUUAUGUAUGUUAUCAAUGUGGGAAAGGUUACAGCUGCUACAAUAAUUAUAAAGCUCAUGAAAGAAUUCACACUGGGCAGAAACCUUAUGUAUGUACACAUUGUGGAAAAGCUUUUAGAAGAUACACUUGUUGGAAAAAACAUGAAAGUACUCACACUCGUGAGAAACCAUAUAUAUGUAACCAAUGUGAGAAAGCCUUCCACUCAUACAGUGCUCUUCAAAGACAUAAAAGAACUCACCCUGGAGAGAAACCAUAUGCAUGUGACCAAUGUGGUAAAACAUUUAGAUACCAAAGUGGAUGUAAAAGACAUCAAAGAAAGCAUACUGGAGAGAAACCUUAUGUAUGUAACCAAUAUGACAAAGCUUUUGCUUCACACAGUAACUAUAAAUUACAUGCAAAAUCUCACCCCUGGGAGAAACUCUAUGUAUGUAAUCAGUGUGGGAAAGCAUUUAAAUCCCAAAGUGAAGGGACAAUUUGUAAAAGAACUCACACUGGAGAGAUAUCAUAUAUAUGUGACCAAUGUGGAAAAGCAUUUAUAUCCCAAAGUCAAUAUAGAGAACAUCAAAGAACUUUCACUGGAGAGAAGCCCUAUGUAUGUAACCAAUGUUGGAAAGCCUUCACCAGACACAGCCAUUAUAAAAGACAUGAACGAACUCACUGUGGGGAGAAACAUUAUGUAUGCAACCAAUGUGGGAAAGCCUACACCAGACAUGGUCAAUUUGAAAGACAUGAAAGAACUCACACUGGGAUGAAAACCCUAUGGAUGUAACCAACGUGGGAAGCCUUCACCCAACAAACAUUGUAAGCCAUUUUAAGGAGAAGGCUUAGAUAUGUAAAAUGUGAGAAAGCCUUCACUAGACAAAGUCAGUGUAAAAGACAAGUACUCACACUGCUUAGAAACUGUCUAUGUAAACAGUAUGGGUAACUUCAACAGAAAGAUUGUCAACAACAUGAAAGAACUGAGUAUGAGGAGAAACUAUCUACAUAAGUAAGGUGGAAAAGGUCUUAGGCAAUACACUCAUUUCCAAAGGCAUGAAACUUCUAGGGUACAAAGGUUAUGUUUUUAAAUUGUUUAAAUGCAUAAACUACACAUAGAUAUGAAAUUAAAGAAUUGUUAAAAUAAUCUUCAGCCACCUAGUAUUACGGACUUAAAGGUGUAAGAAAUCGUGUGAAUAUAUAUAAUGUAACUUAUGUAAACAUUAAAACAAAUUGGAGAGCAGUCUGUAAAAAUUUGAAAAAAAUCUUUCAAUACAUAGAGCAAUCACAUUGUAAAUGAAGCAGUAAUUGAAGAUGAGAACCUUAACAUCUAUGAACAGUAUGGGAAAAUUUUUUUCUCAGUGCUUUCAAAUACAUAAAUAUUUUUAUGUGAUCAAAGCCUUAUGUAUGUAAUUGAUGUGGCAAAUCCUUAAAUUUUUCCGCAUUGAAGUAGAUGAAGAAAUUCCUAUGAAACAUAAACCCCAUGUGGAUAAUUGUAGAAAGCAUUUUCUAAUUUCUGUAUCAGAAAACAUGCAUACACAUAAAGGGAGAGUGCAUAUAGAGGGUUUGAAUUGUCCUUACAUACAACUGACCUUUCUUUGAAACAGGAAUUCAUAGUGGAGAAAUAAUAUAUCAAUGUAUAUUUUUGAUCAUAUGUCCAUGCUUUCAUAUUUCAAGUGAAGAAUGUUCUGUGAGAAACCAUUAAAAAAAUGGAUACAGAAAUCUUUUUCAUACAUACUUUGUAUCACAUUAAAUGCCUAUAAAUGUACAUGUCUAUAAAUGUUCUCAGUUAUAAUUUAGUUUUAAAAUCAUUUGAAUGUUUCUCAAGUGCAAAUAUAUACAAAUCAUAAAGCUGGAUCUGUUUUUUUCUAUGAAAUAUAGAAGCAGAAGAGAUACUCUAAACUGUGAAUAUGUAAACUGUUGAAGUAGAUCUCUGCAGUAGAUAUCAUCAGUUGCAUUUUGUGAAUAUAUAUUGUACUAACAUAAAUAUGUUACUGUAAGGAUAGUAUAUGAGUUUGGCAUUGCCUUUACUGAAACUGGGUCAUAGUUUAUACAGUGAUGCACGUAAAGGUAAGUUUCUAUAUACUUUACAUACUAGGAGGGUUAGAAGUUUUGUAGCUCUGUUUAUAUUCUUUGGUUUUGUUUUUAGUAAUUGUGGGAUAAAAUGACUCUCAAACUGAGCUUUUGUUAGGUUUUCUCAUUCUGUACUAUGCCAUUUAAUAGGUGUGUGCACGUAGUCUAUUUUUCAAAAAGAAUUUUGAUAUUAAAAUGCUUUAUGAUUAUCAUUUUAUUUUCCACUGUUUUCUACUCAUUCACCUGUUUUCAGCCAACUUGUAGGUUAACACAUUUUCCAUAUUUGAAAAGGAUGUGGUCAUAUUUCUCAACAAACUUAUAGAUGAUACACAGUUCAAGGCUGUGCCUAUAUUUCAUUUGAUAUCAGAGUGAUUAUACUCAUGUGUAUACAACUUUCCAUAUUGUUUACCACAUAAAAUUUUAUUUCCUCAGACAUAUUGCCAUAUAAUUUACCGGUAAUCAUUCUGUCACUCCUCCCACUAAACAAAAUGCACUUUCAUGAGUCUCCAUGGCAGUAUACAUAAGGAUUAUAUUUUGUUUUAGACAACAUGUAAUGGAAUUAUAGUAAUUAAUCUCUUACUGUAAAUGUUAAAUACUUUGUCAUUAUAAAUGUUGAUGUUCAUAAAGACUUUGCCUACACAAAUGUCUUCAAGUUUUUAUCUACAUUGUCUUCCAGCAGAUUUAAUGUUUGUGUUUUAAUAUUAAGAUCUUAGAUCUAUUUUACAUUUACUUUAGUGUGUGUUAAAAGAUAUGGGUCCAACUUGAAUCUUCUUGCUGUGCAGAGCCAGUUUUGCCAAUGCCAUUUGUUAAAGAGGCUGUGUUUCUUCCAGUGAAUAUAUUUGGCAACUUUGUCAAAGAUAAGUGGGCUCAAUGUGUCUGGAGUUGUUUGUGCACUUUCUAAUCUGUUUCACUGAUUUGUGGUCCCCCCCCACCCCCACCCCCCCGCCAUAUGACACUGUUUUUGUUUUUGGUUUUUUAAAUUUUUUUUGGUACCAGAGAUUGAAUUUACCAGCUUGUGCUUGCCAGAAAUGUGCUUAUACCACUAAGCUAAAUCCGUGGCCUGCCACUGUUUUUACAACAGUAGCUUUAUAUGAUUUCAAGUCAGGGAUUGUGAUGCCCACUGCCUUGCCUUUGUUGCCCAGGAUUAUUCUUGCUUUCAAGGUCUUUCUGAUUCCAAUUGAGGGGCUGUGGAGAAAAAGGAACUCUACCACUGUUGCUGGGAGUGCAGACUGGUGCAACUGUGGAAAUCAGUGUUGAGAUACCUGAAAAACCUAGGACUAGAAUUCUCAUUCAACCCAGCUAUUCCCCUUCUGGGUAUCUUUUCAGAAGAAUUUAAAACAUCGUAGCAGAUUGAUAUUUGUGCAUCCAUGUUUAUACCAGCACAAUUUGUAAGAAAUCUUGGAAAACGCCUAAAUGUCCAUCGGCUGAGGAAUGGAUAAAAAAGAAUGUGACAUUUUUAUGGAAUGGUGUAGUACUGAACUUUAAAGAAGGACAAUCUUGAGACUUUUAUAGGUAAAUGAAUGCAACUUGAGAUAAUAUUCAUAAGUGAAAUCAGACUCGUGUAAACAUUGUCUCACUAAGCUGAAAGAAACGUAUAUAAAAAGAUAGUUACACUAUUGAUUUCUCUGAAGUAACUGCAAGGAAAAAUUUGUGCUGGUAUUGUUUGGACAAUGGAAUGCGGAUGUCUUGCUGUGUGAGAAUGAUUUGGGGAUGAUAAUGCAUAAUAUAUUUGCCAUUGGCAUGCUCUGAUUCACAUUUAAAUUUAUUUUUAUAUGUGAAAUAAAAUAGAUUUGAAGGAAACAAA
Molecule: messenger RNA, 5125 nt
Organism: Cavia porcellus (domestic guinea pig)
Lineage: Eukaryota; Metazoa; Chordata; Mammalia; Rodentia; Caviidae
Product: zinc finger protein 878-like
Exons: 4
Coding region: 146-2041 (631 amino acids)
Biological process (GO): regulation of transcription by RNA polymerase II
Molecular function (GO): RNA polymerase II cis-regulatory region sequence-specific DNA binding; DNA-binding transcription factor activity, RNA polymerase II-specific
Source: RefSeq, a predicted model, not a curated record